This is a messenger RNA of Eruca vesicaria subsp. sativa (arugula), 303 nucleotides long. The record is from the annotation of a GenBank genome assembly. Lineage: Eukaryota; Viridiplantae; Streptophyta; Magnoliopsida; Brassicales; Brassicaceae.
CAUAAGCAAAACGAAACAAAACCAUCAAUGGAAAUAAACAAGUUCAGGAAAAACAUUCCACCAUCGUUCGGGGAACGCGUAACCAUCCUUAGCAUCGACGGUGGCGGAGUUCGAGGAGUCAUCCCUGGAGUCAUCCUUGCUUACCUCGAAGAACAACUUCAGGCUAUCGAUGGAAAAGACGCGAGGAUAGCGCACUACUUUGACGUGAUAGCUGGAACCAGCACCGGUGGCCUUGUAACGGCCAUGUUGACUGCACCAAAAAACAAGGAUUCUGCUCGGCCUCUUUUUGAUGCCAAAGAUAUU